AUCGAAUGAAGCGGAAGCGGAUGAGUCCUCUCAAGUCUGUAGUAUCAUUAUUUACCCACACAACUGACGGGUUGGUUUUGGAUAUUAGAAAUUGUGAGAGGAUUCUCAGGAGGGUCUAUGCCACCAAGGAUGAAGGUAGUUCUGAAGGCAAAAGGGGGUCCAACCCAGUAGUAGCAAGACGUACAGAAUAAAGUGGCUGGGAUGGUGUUCUCCUCCACGUCGUCUCACUCUGAGAACUCCUUUUGAGCUGUAGAGUUCUUGCCCUGUCUGGGAGGGGGGGGCGGUGUGGCCAGAGAUGGAGAGGAGCAUUGAUUCCCGACUCACUGCAAAAGGAAUGGGCUCCGUCAGCAGCAUGGUUGCCUCUGCCAGGCUGGAGUCGUACGAAGCAGCAGACAAGAAGUGCAUCUCUGACGUUCGGAGGACCUUUUGCCUCUUCGUGACCUUUGACCUCCUGUUCAUCACCAUGCUCUGGAUUAUAGAGCUCAAUGUGAACGGCAGUAUAGAGACACAGCUGGAAAAAGAGGUUCUGCACUAUGACUACCAUGCCUCUUUCUUCGACAUCUUUCUGCUGGCAGUCUUCAGGUUCUCUGCUCUCAUCCUGAGUUACGCCAUCUGUAAGCUCCGUCACUGGUGGGCCAUCGCUAUCACCACUGCAGUCAGCUGUGCCUUCCUGAUUGUAAAGGUCAUUCUGUCAAAGUUGUUGACUCAGGGGGCGUUCGGUUACCUGCUGCCCAUCGUCUCCUUCGUGUUGGCCUGGAUCGAGACGUGGCUGCUCGACUUCAAGGUGCUGCCUCAGGAGGCGGAAGACGAGAUCAGAUAUCAGCCCUUCGUGGACUCGGUAGAUCGCACGCCGGUCAUGGGUCCAGGUCCUCUGUCCGACAGACAGACGGAGGGACAGUUCUACUCUCCACCUGAGUCUCUGGCAGACUCUGACGAGGAUCUAGAAGACAAACAUGAUCCAGAAAAGGGGCUGAUUCAUCAGGUGACCUAACGGGUGGGACCGAGCGACGCAGCAGAAAUCCCUUCCUCUUCUUUCCGUCUCACCUUGUUUUUUUGUGUGUUUUUUUUAAUGUUUUUUGGCUCUGUCAGACCAGUUCAUCCUGAACAUCAACUCUCUCUGCCUUACAUAUUUUACCUCCUUCGUUAUUUGGUCAUUUAAAAAAAAAAAGUGGCCAUAAAAACACCUAAUUUCCUUCAUGUGAACUUUGAAAAAGUUCCAGAAAGUGCUGUUUAUGAAGCUGUUUUGUGCCAAGAUUUGUGCUAAAUUUUAGAUUUUUUUUCUGUGUUACGGAUUUUCUGAGGGAUUUUUUUUUUUGAUAGAAAAAAGCACUUUGAGUUCAGCUGAAACCAGCUUUUUAAACCCAGUAUUCAGAUGUAACCUUAACCGUGUCACUGUCACCAUGAUGUUUACUGUUUUCACCUGCCUGCUUUGAAUUCACUGUAAGAGAUUGAAGCUGCUUGCACUCUGAAAAAAUGAAGGAUGUAAGUUUAAAUCUGCAAAAACGCCACAGCAGAAACUCGCAUGGAGGCUUCAGGAAUGUUGUUUACCUUAUGACAAAGAAAAAAAACAUUGUAAAAUGAAAAAAUGAUGCAUUUAUUGAAGCUCCUGCAGGAAAUCUGGAGCUGUUAUAACAGAGGGAGAUAAAGGAACGUUGAUCCGUGCUUUGCAGGUUCACAGCUUACGUUUCCAUGAGACGAAUCUGUACAAAAUGCAACCAUUAAAGUAUGAAACUUUGAGUUUUUCACAUUCUACUUGUGUUUGUUCAUUAGAAGUAGAAGUUUG
Molecule: messenger RNA, 1783 nt
Organism: Oryzias latipes (Japanese medaka)
Lineage: Eukaryota; Metazoa; Chordata; Actinopteri; Beloniformes; Adrianichthyidae
Gene: stard3nl
Product: STARD3 N-terminal like
Biological process (GO): cholesterol transport
Cellular component (GO): late endosome membrane; endoplasmic reticulum-endosome membrane contact site; lysosomal membrane
Molecular function (GO): cholesterol binding
Source: RefSeq, a predicted model, not a curated record